Molecule: messenger RNA, 330 nt
Organism: Diversispora eburnea
Lineage: Eukaryota; Fungi; Glomeromycota; Glomeromycetes; Diversisporales; Diversisporaceae
Source: the annotation of a GenBank genome assembly
AUGGAAAAUGUCAUGAAUGCGGAGAACAAAACAUUAAAUCUGAGUGGUGUCCAAACUGCAAAAAUCUAUAAGAUUUUGAAAAAGGCUGGUGGAAUAGGGAGUGAUGUGGGCUGUAGUCCAGGAGGAAGUGAUGAGAGGUUAGAAAUGUUAACACGACAUUCUGAAGCAUAUGAUAUUAGUCGAUCAUUAAAUGAACAUAUCAAUACUGCAACAUUACUUUCAAGAGAUAUUAGAGAAGAUGAUUUAGCUAUUGAAUGGCCAGAUUCUUGUUCAAUAACAAUUAAUGCAAUCAGCGAAGAAUUAGAAAUAAAUAACUCUAAUUUACGGUGA